This is a messenger RNA of Sinocyclocheilus grahami, 436 nucleotides long. Its product is annotated as tissue-type plasminogen activator-like. The transcript is spliced from 3 exons. The annotation marks the transcript as partial. Gene Ontology annotation, biological process: proteolysis. NCBI's taxonomy places the organism in Eukaryota, Metazoa, Chordata, Actinopteri, Cypriniformes, Cyprinidae. Gene Ontology annotation, molecular function: endopeptidase activity; signaling receptor binding. The record is from RefSeq and is a predicted model, not a curated record.
CUGAGCGAUGUUCCAGGGGUCAGGGGUCGGGUUACCGUGGCACCUGGAGCAUGAGUGUGUCAGGACUGGAGUGUAUUAACUGGAAUUUCAGCUCACUCCGAGGGAAGAAGUUCAACGCCAGGAGACCAGAGGCAAACUCACUGGGACUGGGAAAUCACAACUACUGCAGGAAUCCAGAUGGAGACGCUAAACCCUGGUGUUACGUUUAUAAAAAGGCUCAGAUCUCAUGGGAGUUCUGCUCUUUACCGACCUGCAUAAUUGACCCCUAUCUAGAGUGCGCUCGGGGAUCCGGUCAGACCUACAGAGGGACAAAAGCCGUCACCCGCAGCGGUUUGAAGUGUCUGUCAUGGGAUUCACCUGCAGUGUCUCGAAAGAUCUACAACGCAUGGAGGUCCGACGCCAGAGAGAUCGGCAUCGGCAGCCACAACUUCUGCAG